Messenger RNA from Rosa rugosa (rugosa rose), 555 nucleotides. Its product is annotated as pentatricopeptide repeat-containing protein At4g26800-like. The transcript is spliced from 3 exons. Bases 1 to 555 code for a protein of 184 amino acids. Lineage: Eukaryota; Viridiplantae; Streptophyta; Magnoliopsida; Rosales; Rosaceae. The record is from RefSeq and is a predicted model, not a curated record. Gene Ontology annotation, molecular function: protein binding.
AUGUUAGCUGCUGGGGUUGCCCCCAACUCUUACACUUACACUGUUUUAAUCAAGGGACUCACUACUGACCCCAACUUUUUUGAAGAUGCCAAGAAGUGCUUGCUUGAGAUGAUGGACAAGGGGAAGCGGCCCAAUGUUGCUACUUAUAUUGCGGUGAUAGAGGCCUUUGCAAGGCAGCUGAGGAGGAGGGAUAUGUCAAAUGGCCUCAGACUUGCCUCUGAGCUUAGUUGCAGAGCUGUGGACGUGGAACCUGAAUCAAGUUUUGUUGUUUCGAUAGCUUGGAAGAGUUACAUCCUCUCUACAGCUUCAGAUACAGCUGCAAAGGUUCCACAUGCUAGAAGGACCAAUGCAGCUACCUACACUACGGUGAUAGAGGGUUUUGCAAGGCAGGAAGGCAGGGUAGCUGAGGAUGAGGGCAAAGAGUUUGUGGAGGUGAUGAUGGGUAAGGGGUUAAUUGUGCCUAAUGCAAAGGCAAUGAGGGAGGUUUUAAAGGGGAAACCAACAUCUGUUAUUCGAAGGGUCAUGAAUAUUGUCCUUUCCAAGUUGAAAGGCUGA